AUGUUUUUAUUUUUCCGGCGAACCACCGCUGCAUUGCGUAUAUUUCCCUCUCCCUUUCUUCCUCCAGCAAGGCUCCUCUCAGCACUUCCGGCCAAUCUCUCUCCGCCAGAAAAACCAAACUCCGUCACAACACAACCCCUAACAAAGCCCCAACUCACAACCCUAGUCCUCGCUCAAUACCACCAUGGCAAAUUCUCCAACCUUCUCCAGAACAUCAUCUCCUCACCCUCCGUCCUCCUCACAGCCUGCCACAACCUCAUCCAUGGCGGCCCAAACUCACCUGCACCACCUUCCAUCAACUCAAUCUCAUCUAAUUUCUUCUCAAUCACGGAUAUGUCUGAAGAGAUCUGCCAAAACAGAUUCGAUUUCAACUCAUGCCUCCUCAAAAUGGCGAACAAAGGUGAACCAAUUUCUCUCGCUCUUCCUAACUUGAAACUUAAAGUCUUGAUUGAAUCCAUUAGAAUGGUUUUAGAAGUCAUAUAUGAUGAUCGUUUUGCAACUUUUAGCUAUGGUGGUCGUGUGGGUAUGGGUAGACACACUGCAAUUCGUUAUCUAAAGAACACUGUGGAAAACCCCUCUUGGUGGUUUACUGUUUCUUUCAAUAACAAAACACAAUUCGGUAUAGAAAACACAAACAAACUAUGCUUGAUUAUAGAAGAAAAAAUAAAAGAUGAGAUGUUCAUUGAUAUAAUCAAGAGGUUGAUCAUGUCCAAAAUAAUUUCCCUUGAUUUGGGUGGAUGUUAUUUAGGAAAAGGGCUCCCUCAAGAAUGUGGGUUGAAUUCAAUCUUGAUUAACAUCUACUUGAACCCAUUUGAUCAAAGAUUACAAGAACUACGUCUUCAUAUCAACAAAAAAACCCCAGAAUCUAGAUUGAUUGAAGAAGAUGAAACUAAUCAUGUUUUCCAUAAACCCUUAAAGAUAUACGCUGUUAGGUACUUAGAUGAAAUACUUGUAAUCACAUCCGGAUCAAAGGGCUUAACCAUGAAUUUAAAGAAACAAGUUGUUCAAUUUCUAGACAAGAAUUUGUGUUUAGAGAUAGAUAGGGGUAAAACCGUCAUUCACAGUGCGGUGUCCGAGGAAAUUACAUUUUUAGGCAUGGAUCUUCGGGCAGUAACGCCCUCGGUUUUGCAUCCUCCAAUGUCGGAAAAGGCAAUAAGGGCGAAAAAAAAGUACUUAAGACAAAAAGAAGUAAGACUUCAAGAACUUAAAAACAGACGAGAAACAAAUCGGAAAAAACUCGCUAUGAAAAUCUUUACACAUGUCUACAAAAAACUCAAAACAAGCAACGGAUUCAAAUUCGAUUUCAAAAUCGAAAAACAAAUUCGUGAAAUUUUCGACACGUGGGCCCGCGAAACCGUUGAUGAGUUCUUAAAUUCAAUAGAAGAACGCGCACCCGUGUAUCGAAAUCUCUCGGGUGGAGAGUUUUUAUCUUUAAAAAGAAUCCGAGACCAACUUCCAGAAGAAUUAAUACAAUCUUACAAUAAUUUUCAAGAAAAAGUCGACAAGUAUUUGAACCCGAUAAAAGCACGAGAGAAGUUACUAGAUAUAAAAAUGAAACAAGAACAAGAAGAAGAACAAAAAUACACCGAAAGAACAGUCAAAGAUUUAACCCAACUUCUUAUAAAAGUCGAUGCACCCGAAAAAUCGAUAAAAAAAUCCGUAAAAUUAGCGGGAUUCACGAAUGACAUGGGUCGCCCGAGACCGAUAACUUUACUCACGGCUCUUGAAGAUAUCGAUAUCAUUAAAUGGUACGCGGGUAUCGGAAAAAGAUGGCUAAAUUACUAUUCGUGUUCUAGAAACUUCAAGUUUGUGAAAACAAUUGUGAGUUAUCACUUGCGAUUUUCGUGUUUAUUGACUUUAGCUGAGAAACACGAAUCAAGUAAACGAGAAGCUAUUAGACAUUACACGAAAGAUUUGAGGGUUUUUGAUGUUGAUGGAAGUGAAGAGUUUUGGUUUCCUAGUGAAAGGGAGAUUAAGAUGAUGGGGGAUAAGAAUCUUGUGGAUCCGAAACCCGUGGAUGGAGUUUUGAGUAUGGUGUUGAUAAGAUUGGCUUUUGAUGAGGGUUUGUAUCGAUGUGGUGCGCAUUUUUGUGAGAGAUUUGAUACGAUUGUGUAUCGGAUUCGGUUGUUGGAUCGAGGUUUGAAUUUGGAUGAGAAGUGUUGGGUUUUUGAUAGGAUGUGUGUUGUGUUGUGUAAGGAUCAUGUAAGUGAGAUGUAUGUUGGUGAACUUACGCUACAAGAUGUUGACUAUUCGAGCUUGAUAUGUAUUUGA
Messenger RNA from Lactuca saligna, 2271 nucleotides. The record is from the annotation of a GenBank genome assembly. Lineage: Eukaryota; Viridiplantae; Streptophyta; Magnoliopsida; Asterales; Asteraceae.